AUGUGUUGGUCCUCGACAGUGGAGAGGCAUUCUGUGACGGUGAAGAAAGAAGAUGCGACGGUGAAGAAGGAGGCUGCGACGGUGAAGAAAGAAGAUGCGAAGGUGAAGAAGGAGGCUGCGACGGUGAAGAAAGAAGAUGCGACGGUGAAGAAAGAAGAUGCGAUGAAAGAAGAUGCGACGGUGAAGAAGGAGGCUGCGACGGUAAAGAAAGGAGAUGCGACGGUGAAGAAGGAGGCUGCAACGACGGUGGAGAAGGAUGCUGCGACGGUGAAGAAAGAAGAUGCGACGGUGAAGAAAGAAGAUGCGACGGUGAAGAAGGAGGCUGCGACAACGGUGGAGAAAGAGGCUGUGACGGUGAAGAAGGAAUAUGCGACGGUGAAGAAGGAGGCUGCGACGGUGAAGAAAGAAGAUGCGACGGUGAAGAAGGAGGCUGCGACGGUGAAGGAAGAAGAUUCGACGGUGAAGAAAGAAGAUGCGACGGUGAAGAAGGAGGCUGCAACGACGGUCGAGAAGGAUGCUGCGACGGUGAAGAAAGAAGAUGCGACGGUGAAGAAGGAGGCUGCGACAACGGUAGAGAAAGAGGCUGUGACUGUGAAGGAGGCUGGUGAAGAAGUUGGCUGCGACGACGGUGGAUAA
Messenger RNA from Macrosteles quadrilineatus (aster leafhopper), 636 nucleotides. RefSeq lists its product as uncharacterized. The record is from RefSeq and is a predicted model, not a curated record. Bases 1 to 636 code for a protein of 211 amino acids. The transcript is spliced from 2 exons. NCBI's taxonomy places the organism in Eukaryota, Metazoa, Arthropoda, Insecta, Hemiptera, Cicadellidae.